AUGGCCCUGCCACUCACCUACGCAUGCCUUUGUGUCUUCUUAGUCUCCAGUUUUGUUUUAUGGCUUGACAGACGGCUUCGUCGCUUCCCUAUGCCUCCCGGUCCGCGUGGGUUUCCUAUUAUCGGAAAUGCUUUGCAAAUGCCUCAGGAACGUGAGUGGGUCAAGUUCACUGAAUGGGCCAAGACAUAUGGUGGCAUCAUACAUCUUUCCGUUUUCAAUAGACAUUUCAUUGUCUUGAACGACGCGGAAGCCAUAGCCGAAUUGCUCGAGAAGAGGAGUGCGAUCUACUCUGGUAGACCGUUUUCCCCUCUGGCCAGCGAGUUAAUUGGCUAUGACAAGUUCAUCAUAUUGGAGCCCUACGGACCCCGCUUACGAGAAGGUCGCAAACUCCUCCUUAACAGCUUCAGCACGCGCAACAUGGCCAGUUUGCACACAGUACACAAGUCCAAGGUAUCCCUGUUUCUGCGUAAGCUUCUUGAGGAUGAUGUGAACUUCCGCUUGCAUGUACGAUGGUUGGUUGCUGCCAUCAUCUUUCAAAUCUCGCACGGCCGCAAUAUCACACAUUUCAAUGAUCCCUUCGUCAAACUCGUUGAAACGACCAAUGAAGACUUUGCGCUCUCAGUUAGACCAUUUGUCUAUCUAGUCGACAGUCUGCCGUUCCUGAAGUAUGUACCCGAUUGGGUACCCGGAACCGGCUGGAAAUCUGUGGUCAAAGAAAGGCGACGCACGCUAGACAGGCUACGCGACUAUCCUUAUGAAGUCGUAAAACAACAACUUCCCUCGAUCACAGCGUCCGUGAUAGAAAGCAAUCCUAAUCCGGGUCCUGAAGAGGAAGAGCUGCAAAAGACCUCCACGAGCGUCUUGUAUUCAGCUGCAGCUGACACGUCGGUCUCGGCGAUUGAUUCGUUCUUCUUGAUCAUGGCGCUAUACCCAGAAGUACAGAAGAAAGCACAGGCCGAGCUCGAUACUGUCGUCGAGGCCGGAAGACUGCCGGACUAUAGCGAUAGAGACAAGCUGCCUUACAUUGACGCCUUGAUUAAGGAAGUGUUGCGGUGGAACCCUGUCGCCCCACUAGCUCUUCCACAUAGUCUUAUGGAAGACGACACAUAUCGAGGCUACCACAUACCGAAGGAUGCUACUGUGCUGGCCAACAGCUGGGCCGUAAUGCACGACCCUGUGCUCUAUCCCGACCCCUUCGAGGUGAAGCCGGAGAGAUAUCUGAGUGAUCAAGGUGCUCCAAACCCCGACCCUCGGCAGUUCGCCUUCGGUUAUGGAAGACGUGUCUGUCCUGGACAGCUACUAGCUGAGGACACGCUCUUUCUUCUGAUAGCAUCGGUAUUGUCAACGAUGAACAUUACGAAGGCGAUAGGCCCUGACGGCCUACCUGUCAAAGUCGAUGUCGAAUACACUUCCGGGGCCAUAAGCCAUCCCAUCUCCGUACAGUGUAGCAUCACUGUACGGUCAGCGGAAUCUGAAAGGUUCAUUCUCACCAACGCGAGCCGAGAUGGAGAGGCUUGA
Postia placenta MAD-698-R-SB12 is the source of this 1518-nucleotide messenger RNA. RefSeq lists its product as hypothetical. Lineage: Eukaryota; Fungi; Basidiomycota; Agaricomycetes; Polyporales; Adustoporiaceae. Gene Ontology annotation, molecular function: oxidoreductase activity, acting on paired donors, with incorporation or reduction of molecular oxygen; heme binding; monooxygenase activity. Bases 1 to 1518 code for a protein of 505 amino acids. The record is from RefSeq and is a predicted model, not a curated record. The transcript is spliced from 12 exons.